This is a messenger RNA of Girardinichthys multiradiatus, 14872 nucleotides long. RefSeq names its product lysosomal trafficking regulator (gene lyst). The record is from RefSeq and is a predicted model, not a curated record. Gene Ontology annotation, cellular component: cytosol; membrane. Bases 407 to 12046 code for a protein of 3879 amino acids. Lineage: Eukaryota; Metazoa; Chordata; Actinopteri; Cyprinodontiformes; Goodeidae. Gene Ontology annotation, molecular function: protein kinase binding. The transcript is spliced from 54 exons. Gene Ontology annotation, biological process: intracellular protein localization.
CGGUACCUUGCUAGCUAGCUUGAGUCCGUUUUGUUUUGGUUGUGUUAUAGUGCGACAGGAUCGCUAGACCGACGUUUUCGGGUUCAAGUCAGGUUAAGGCGCGCUGUAUUUAACUAUUAGUUCACCCGAAAGCUGUUUUCUAAGAAUAAGUAGCUGUGACGGCUAAUAUUUUAGUUUUGUUUUUUUUUUUGCUUUAAUACCCCGUAACAUCAUUUAUUUUCAUCCAGGAGCCCGAUUCUAAAAGCAGCUGAGCGGUGCAGUGAAUCAUGAAUCUGCAAUGAAAGACUCAGGAGAACCUUUGGGGCUUUUUCCGGGGUGCUUCCAGCCUCCAGGGGGAUAAGAAAGGAUUGAUAUAAAUCCCUGAUUUCCUCGGGAAGCGCCUGGAGAACCUGGAGGUUUGGAAGUCAUGGCCCAUCUACAGCAGACCGAUCUGUCAUAUGCGUGGGAAAAGUAUAUGGACUGUAGAUUGCAGGGAGCGGAUCUGCAGAUCAGCCUUCAGAGUCUGGAGAAUUUCCUCUGUCUCUUCCACUACGUGCAACACCACCCCGAUAACAGCACCAACAAUGCAUUGACAUUUUGCUCAGACAUGAGUGGGGCCAGUAACACACUGGCCAGAGAGUUUCUGACUGAUGUUCACCAGCUAUGCAGUGCGGUGGCCCAGAGAGCCGAGGCACGGGAUGAAGAUGAGGAGGAGAGUCACAUGGUGGCGCUGGGCGAGUACCUGGUCAGGGGACGAGGAUUCUUGUUGCUUAGCACCCUGGACGCCAUCAUAGAUCAGGAGCUGACUUGUCGGGAAGAGCUGCUUACUCUGCUGCUGUCGUUACUUCCUCUGGUCUGGAAGAUUCCUGUGCAGGAGGAAAAAGCCCCAGAUUUCACCCUGCCAUCCCUACUAGAAGUUUUCCUUAGCUGGGAGGUGAAGGCUGUUCCUCUCAGGACAGGACAGAAGGCUGUGACAGAUGAGCAGAACUCUGGGAAGAGAUCCCGUAUAGGCAGCAGCACCUGGAAGUCACGGAGAUCACGCAGAACGUUGCAGAGGUACUCUGUGAAAGAUGCUCGCAAGUCCCAGGUCUCCACUUCAGAUUCAGAAGCCAACUCUGAAGACAGAGCCGCCGGGGGCUCAGGUAGAGCAAGGAGCCGAAGACCACACGGAUCCACCAUCCAGGUGAGCUGCCAGCAUCAUCGCCCUGAGGCCUCGCAGUUGACUUCUACUGCCACCAACACUACAGAAACCAUGAGUGCACCGUAUCCCCACCCCAGAGUCCCUGGGUCUCAGAUGGUUGACAACGAAACCCUGACAGAUCCUGCUGCAAUAUCCAUUUUUAACCGCAUGGAGAACUCACCCUUUGAUCUUUGUCACGUGUUACUUUCCCUGUUAGAGAAGGUUUGUAAGUUUGACAUGACCAUCAAUCACAACCCUGGCCUGGCCGUCAGUGUUGUACCGACCCUCACAGAGAUCUUGACUGAGUUUGGGGACUGCUGUGGUCCACGGGGAGGAGGGGGGAUGGGGGCAGAGGAACUUGCUGGAGGCUGGACUGAGGAACCAAUUGCACUGGUUCAGAGAAUGUUACUACGCACCAUCUUGCACUUGAUGUCUGUGGAUAUUAGUCAGAGUGACAGACUUCCAGACAGCCUGAGACGAAGUUUGACGGACCUUCUGCGAGCAACUCUUAAAAUCCGAAGCUGUUUGGAGAGGCAGAGUAACCCUUUUGCCCCACGGACAAAAAAGACUUUGCAGGAGGUCCAGGAUGAUUUUUCUUUUUCCCGUUAUCGUCACAGAGCUCUUCUACUUCCUGAGCUUUUAGAAGGAGUACUACAAGUUCUUCUGAGUUGUCUCCAAGCUUCAACACCCAACCCUUUCUUCUUUAGCCAGGCCCUGGAGCUCAUCCAUGAAUUUGUCCAGCACCGUGGUCUCGAGCUCUUUGAGGCCACAGUUCUGAGACUGGAGGGACUGGGCAGAGCCAGUUCUGAUGUAGGCAGAGAGGCUUCGGAACGAUUACGGGGUCUCAUUGCAGGGGUUUUUAAAAUAAUCAGUGCUAUUAAGAAAGCAAAGUCAGAACAGCUUCAUCAGUCGGUUUGUGCUCGUCGCCGGCACCGUCGCUGCGAGUAUUCCCACUUCCUGCAUCACCACAGAGACCUAUCGGGCUUGCCUGUCUCUGCUUUUAUGCAGGCGGCCAGAAGCAACCCCUUUGAGGAGGAUGGGGGGGGCUCAGAGGGAACUGAGGGGGAUACUGUGCGUUAUCCGGAAAGAUGCUGCUGCCUAGCUGCCUGCUCCCACCAGUGUCUCCGGCUCCUGCAGCGCCUCUCACCCAGUGGGCCAUCUGUGCUGCAGGUAUUAGCUGGGAUUCAAGCUGUUGGAAUCUGCUGUUGUAUGGACCCUCGCUCAGUUGUAGGACCCCUUUUACAUGCUUUCCAAGCUCCAGGUCUCCGUAGUUACCAGUCCCAUGUACUCUGUGUGCUAAGUAGACUGAUUUUAGACCAGCUUGGUGGGGGUCAGCCAUCAGAGAAAGCUAAACUGGCUUCUUGUAAUAUCUGUACUCUGGACAACAGCCAACUUCCAGGUCUGGAGGAAACAUUGCAACAAGGAGAACCUUCAACUAUUUCUACCAGUUUAUGUUACCGCUCCCAAGGUAUCCUGCCUAGUGGAGGGGGAGCUGAGGAAAUGCUCUGGAAGUGGGAUGCCCUGGAGGCCUACCAGGAGCUAGUAUUUGGAGAGGACUGGCAGCUGAGCCAGCAGAUAGCUGGCCAUGUGUGCCAACUAACACUACGGGGCAAUGCUAUAGUGCAGUGGCAACUCUACACACACAUCUUCAACCCUGUUCUGCAAAGAGGGGUGGAGUUGGUCCACCAUGCCCAGCAGUUGGGGAUUUCUACUGUCUGCACUCAGGUCUGCAGCUACCACACACAGUGCUUGCCAGUGGAUGUCUUACUCAUCUACCUGCAAACAUUACCAGCACUUCUUAAAUCAAGAGUGGUCAGAGACCUUUUUAUCAGUUGUAAUGGGCUUAACCAGGUGACAGAGCUCGUCUACCUUGACCAGACUCGCUCUUUGGCUUUGAAGGUGUUUGAAACUCUGAUCAUAGGAGUCCGACAUCAGCAGAGUGAUGGGCUUCUUCAUGAACUAGAGAGUGCUGACACCAAAGAAAGGGACGCUAUCCUUAGCUUGGCUGAGGAACUGGGGUCCCGAGGGGUCGGAGAAGGCCCACAGAGCCUCAGCAAGUUCUAUGAAGGCCUAAAGGAGGUGUAUCCACGUCAUAAAAGCCGUACUGGACAGAACCAUGGACCAGGAAGAAGCAGAACAGAGACCCACCUACAUGUGAUCAACCUUUUCCUCUGUGUGGCCUUCCUUUGUGUCAGCAAAGAGGCAGAUUCUGACCGGGACUCUGCCAACGACUCUGAAGACACUUCAGGGUAUGACAGUACAGCAAGUGAACCUCUGGGAGGACGCCUGCCUUACCUGUCCCCAGACAGUGUUACUUUGCCCUCUAAAGAACAGCUACGGCGUGCUGCAGACGUCUGGUCCGUGUGUCGCUUCAUCUACAUGGCCAGUCCUCUGUUCCAAAGACAGUUUUUUAGGCUUGGAGGUCUGGAUGUGUGCUUGCGUCUCAUGGCCAUGGUUAUCCAGAAACUCUCUUGCAAGACCAAGGAUGGAAAAGCAAAGAAGAAGAGAGAGGGUAAAGGGAAAGGCAGCCCUGAGUCUACAGUUCCAGCUGCUUCAUUGGGACCUGAAGAUCCUUCCUGUGAAUCUGGAGAUUUCCACAGCUUAGGUCCAACUGAGGGGAAGACCAAAGAUCCAGGGAAGAGGUUUGAUGAACAGUGGCAGCUUCAAAGUAUUCGUCUUCUUGAGGCCCUGCUGGCCAUUUGUCUACAUAGCGCCAACUCGGCCAUGCAGAGAACAGAACCGGAGCUUUCUUAUCAGCUUCAGUCUGUUGAUGAGACCCUGUUUGAGGUGAGGGACCAACUAUCUCGCUCAGGAGUGGUGAACUCUGACCUGGCUUUACCCCUGUUCGACUCUCUGCUGCGAGUGGCCUUGGCUCAGGUGUCUUCAUGUACUGAUACACCCGAGGAGAAACCAGAGAGGAAACUCCAGGUGUUUGCAGAGGGGGCGGCUCCUGCAGGAGAUCUGUCUGAGGAGGUGGAUGAGGUGCAGAGCUGCAGCGUCAGGCAUCCAGGAGAGGAGGAGGGUUACGACGCUGAUAGUGAAAGCAACCUGGAGACCAUGAAGCAGCAGGAAGAGGGAGGGAAGGUGGAGCCUGCAGGGUUGCGAGAGUUUGCGGCAGCAGUGGAGGAUGGGCUGGAGCGUGGCGUGCUGCUGUUCCCUGAGAUAUGCACAAUGGAGCUGCAACUUCUUGCUUCUGGCUCCCCGGACCUGGAGGUUCUUGGUCAUGUAUUUCACAGCCUGCUGGGUGCCGUGCAUGCCAACCACCGCAACGCCGCCUUGCUCUAUGAACAGGGAGGAGUCAAAACCAUCCUUUGUAGCUUUCACAACAUCCUCAGUCAAACAGACCUCUCCUUUAAAGAUUGCCAGACUGUGCUGGUGGAGCUGCUCGUUGCCAUGGUGAGCCAGCGCAUUACGGCAGAAGAACUGGCCCUGUUCAUCCGACUCUUUCUGGGGAAGACGCCACCUACAGCUAUAUUACUCAAGGGUAUCCUACAAAUUGUCGAAGCUAACAUGAACAUGGAGCCUCUUCACUUCUUGACAUUUCCGAUACUCCACGGGGUUUCAACACCUGGAGGCUCAUCCCCCGGCUCCAGGCAGAGCUAUGCGGCCGGAGGCAAAAGCGUCAGUCUGCUCUGGAAGGGUAAACUUUCUCCUGGUCGCAGGGAGGGGGAACCAGAGUACCGGCUAUGCCACCUCUGGUCUUCACCCUGGCACACGGCCCCUCUCCACUUGCCUCUCGUAGGGCAGAACUGCUGGCCGCACAUGGCCACCGGCUUCAGUGCCUCAAUGUGGCUGCGGGUGACGGAGCUGGAGGAGAAGAGCGAGGACAAAGAACAAAGUAUUCGUCCUGAGUCCCAUGAUGCUUCGUCUCAGACUGAAACAAAAUCGACAGAAGAAAGCCUCGUCCAUAUUCUCUCCAUGGGCUCCAAGGCACUGAUGCUUCAAGUGUGGGCAGACUUCGCUAAAGGCUCUCUCACCUUCAGGAUUUGUAUAGAUCCAAACGACGAGAUAAAAGCAGGGCUGUUAGCACAAGCAGAGUCGGGUGAGGGAUUGUUUAGAAGAGGGCAGUGGCAGCACCUCGGCCUCACAUACAGCCAGCAGCCAGAGGGCAAGAAGAACGUCCACAGCCGUGUCGUUGUGUGGGUGUGUGGGAUCUGGAAAUGUGAGGUUUCUCUGGACUACACUCUGCCUCGCAAGCCCAGUUUAUCGUCUGACAGUAACAAAACCUUCUGCAUGCUGGGCCACUGCACUGUGUCCUCCGAGGAGCUGCUAAAGCAGGCCGGACGCUGGAGCAUGGGCACGGUGCUUCUCUUUAAUGGGUCGAAAAUAGGGCCUGAGGAGGCGUUCUUCCUGUACUCCAGUGGACCAGACCUCACGUCAAUCAUGCCCUGCAAAUACGGCAAGUCAAGAGGCUCAAUCUCCAAGUUUGUCUCUCAGGAAGGCCUUAGGUGUGAACAGGUCACAGAGAUUCUUAUGAAGAACAAGGACAUCGAUACAACAGCACUGGUUGAGAGCUUGGCGAUUGUCUACGCCCCCAGCAGUCCAAGAGUCUACACGAUAUACGAGCCUGUAAUCAGACUGAAAGGUCAGGCCAAGACGGUGGUCACCCAGCGGCCCUUCAGCUCGAAAGAGGUGCAGAGCAUUUCCCUGGACUCAAACGCCUUUAGAUCUCUGCUUCCCGUUGAAACUCACGGCCUGCAGAGUGUCCUGCAUAAGAUCGGAGGAACGGGGAACUUUGUCUUCCUCUUUGCACAGACGGUGGAGCUGAGUGACUGCGAGAAGACCCAGGCUCUGGCCCUGCGAGUGCUGCUGUCUCUCUGCAAGCACAACCAACACCGCAUCCAUGAAAUGGACUGUUACCAUGGUUACUCUAUGAUCCAUCAGGUCCUCAUCAAGUCCAAAUGCAUCGUAGGAUAUCAUAUGCUGAAAACCCUGCUGGACGGGUGUUGCAGUGGAUCGGUUCUGAUCCUGGGGGACGAUGAUCAGUUUCGAUUGGACGCGGAGUCUGUAGCUGUGGUUCAGGAUGUAAAGCUGCUGUCAGAAAUUCUGCUAGACUGGAAGAUAUGGGCCAAGGCAGAGUGUGGUGUGUGGGAAACACUGCUUACUGCUUUAGAGAUCCUCAUCAGGGUGCAUCACCCACAUCAGGUCUACAACAUCCGCCAGUUCCUGAACGCUGAAGUCGUGCAUCGGUUCCUGCUCACCUGCCAGGUGUUACAGGAGCACCGGGACGACCAUCUAACAGCCAUCUCUCAGGAAGUGUGUUUGUCCUUCAUCAAAAUCACCCAGGAGGUGCUGGGUUCUCCUCCGGACAUGGAUCUGCUGAAGCUCAUCUGUAACUUCCUGCUGGCCGUUCACCCACCCACCAACACUUACGUUUGCCACACUCCAUCCAGCUUCUACUUCUCACUGCACAUAGAUGGGAAGCUGUACCAGGAAAAGGUGCAGUCCAUUAUGUACUUGAGACGAUCCAACAGCGGAGGAAGGUCUGCCAGCAGCUCAGUUAUGUCCCUGUCCCCAACUGUUUUUGCUGAUGGUCCCCAUGAAGGCCAUCUUCACGCUCCAUCGCCUGAACAUGGAGGCGAUGAUCAGUCUUUACGACCACCCAGCUUUGCUACAUCUCCAUACUCCUCGCCUUUGGUGACUUCUCGACUUUGCCACAACAGCUCGAGUGAAGCGGCUGAAGGAGACAACGUCUCCCUCACCUCUCAGCAAGCUCUCGGCAGCACGGAGACUCUCAAGAAGGUCGGAGGGGAGGAGCAGCUCCUGAGUAGCUGUGAAUCAGCCAAGACAAUCUGUGACUCUAAGGACAUGGGGGAGGGUGCUGCACCACGCACGCCAUCCAUCAGCGUGGAGGAGGAGCAGGACGAGGCAGCAGACAUUGACAGUCUGACAGAGGGCAGCGUGGGGGUUGUGGAGUCUGAGGACUGGACCAGCGAGGAAGCACUGCGUCGCCCUGAUAGCCUGAAGGGUAUCCAGUCUUUCCAGAGGAGCCACAGCAACCUGACCAGUCUGGGUCUUGCCUUCCCAUUCCCUAAUGGUUCAUUGGCAGUUGCCCGCUUGCCCAGUGCAGCUGACAGAGCUUCAAUGCCCGAUGACUGGGAAAGUUAUACUUACUCUCCUGGCUCCGACAGAACACACAGCAAGACUGAGACCAAUGACAGGUCCAGUACAGAGGACUGCUUGGUUCUGAUUUGCUGUGGACUCUAUGAUCUUCUGAGGGGUAUCCUGCUGCUGCUGCCUGACCUCAUGCUUGAGGAGGUAAUGGAUAAGCUCAUCCAGCCUGAGGCACUCAUUGUCCUGGUCAAUCAUCCCUCACCUCUCAUCCAGCAAGGAGUCAUGAAGCUCCUAGACGCCUAUUUCAACAGAGCACUCAAAGACCAGAAGGAGAAGUUUCUGAAGAACCACGGCUUCUCACUGCUGGCCAACCAGCUGUACAUCCACCAGGGGAGCCAGGGGCUUCUGGAAUGCUUCCUAGAGAUGCUGUUUGGACGACCCGUGGGUUUAGAGGAAGAUCUUGACCUGGAGGAAAUGGACAAUAUCUCACCUUUCAGAAAGCGCUGCAUCAUCCCAGUGUUGGGUCUUAUUGAAAACUCUCUUUAUGAGAACUCCUUGGUGCACAGCAUCCUUUGUAUGCUGCUGCAGCUCGUCAAUGCCUGCCCCAAGCUGGCAGACAUCCUGCUAGACCACGGGCUGCUCUACGUGCUCUUCAAUACUCUAUCUACCCUCAAUGGCAUGGAGAAUGGUAUUCCCCUGAAUGAUUACAAGCUCCUGGUGUGUGACAUCCAGCAGAUGUUAGUCGCUGUGACUAUCCACUCCUGCAGCUCCUCGGGGUCCCAGUACUUCCGCAUCAUUGAAGACCUCAUUACCCUGCUGGGUUUCAUGCAAACCAGCAAGAUGAGACGCACCCAGGAAAUGGCCGUGGCCUUGCAGUUCAGAGUCCUCCAGUCUGCCAUUGAGUUCAUAAAGACGACGGCCAACCAGGAACCUGCGAAGCUGAGCGGUGCUGUUAAUACGCCGACCUCUCCACAUCACGCCAUCUAUCAGAAGCGUAAGAGCAUUGCAGGUCCCGUUGCCAUGAAAGACUCCAUUAUCCCCCGCAUUCCCAGACAGCACUACUGCUCCUAUGGCCAAAUCCCAAUGUUCUCUCCCUUCAGCUUCCUGUUCCAGGACUCCCCCCUCCCCUCCCCCACCGACACUCCAUCGUACAUGCUCCACUGUGAUGCAGGUCGGCGUCGGUUUUCUCUGGCGCAGACUGACUCUCUCCUGAUGCGGAUGCGCUCCGUAGCCAGCGAUGAGCUGCACCAGAUGAUGCAGAGGAGGAUGAGCCAGGAAAACCCCAUCCGUGCCAGUGAGACUGAGUUUGUCCAACGGCUGCAGAGGCUUGUGGUUCUCGCUGUCAACAGACUGAUCUACUAUGAUGUGAGUGAGGACUUAUUCGACCUGCUGAACAUCCCGGACUCGCCAGACCACAACAUCUUCACGCCAGAUCCGGGUGAUCAAGCGCACGAUGAGAGCGGGUCGUCCUCCGUCCCACACUCUCCGACUCCUUUUAUUCUUCCACAUGCUAGCAAGAAGAGUUUUCAGAAGGACAUCCUAAAGCUUAUGAUGGAUGGGAUCAAAAUCAGCCUGGGCAGCACGGGUCGUGGCGGAGCCCCAAAUCAUCAGUGGCGGAGGAUACUCUGGUCCUGCAGGGACACUUUCAGGGUGCAGAUAGGCCGUCUUCUGGUGCACACACUCAGCCCAUCACUUCCGCUGCAUGACAGAAAAGAGGCGCUUGAGUUUGUGUUCGAUCACAAGCAUAUAGAUAUCCUCAAGGAGAGCCUCAGCCCAGGACUAGAGCACGGGCCAAAACUGUCACUGUACCUGUACGAGAUGCUGCACGAUCACAAAGACGACCUCACCAAAGAAGAGCGAGGUGCCGUGGGUGUCUUUAUGACCUCACUCAAGCUUUGUGGCCAUCGCUGCAUCCCUCCCAAUGCGCCGCACAAACAAGAUCUACUCAAGGCCAUAAAGGAGGAAAAAUUCAAGUAUGAAGCAGAAGAGAAAACUAGUAAAGCUGCGUGGGAAAAGAAAAUGGCCAACACUCAGAAGAAUCUGAUCCAGAGGCUUGAUGGGAAAUCCAAAGAUAUUUCCAAGAUUGCGGCUGAUAUCACCCAAAAUGUGUCUCUGCGGCAAGGCAUGGAGAGGAAAAAAGUCAUCCAGCACAUCAGGGGCCUGUACAAGACUGACCUGAGCGCCAGUCGUCACUGGCAGGAGCUGGUCCAGCAGCUCACACACGAUCGCGCCGUUUGGUAUGACCACACAUCAUACCCAACAUCUUGGCAGUUGGAUCCCACUGAAGGGCCGAACCGGGAGCGGCGACGUCUGCAGAGGUGCUACCUCACCAUACCAAACAAAUACCUGCUCAAAGACAGACGGAAACCUGAGGAAACAGUGAAGCCUCCUCUGUCCUUCCUAUUUGAGGAUAAGACUCACUCCUUCUUCUACUCUACUGUUAAAGACAAAGCCACCAGCGAGUCCAUUAGGUUCACCAGACGGUGCACCAGCGUCGCCCCCUCCAGGGAGACAGCAGGAGAGUUGCUGCUGGGAAAGUCUGGGAUGUACUUUGUUGAGGACAAUGCCGCUGAUGCUCAUGACAACCAGAUCCUUCAGGGGGAGACGGAGGCGCCCUCUUUCUCAUGGACGUACGAGGAGAUCAAGGAAGUGCACAAGCGAUGGUGGCAGCUGAGAGACAACGCAGUGGAGAUAUUUCUGACUAAUGGCAGGACGUUGCUGUUAGCCUUUGACAACACUAAGUUCCGAGAUGACGUCUACCACAACAUCCUGACCUCUGACCUUCCCAACCUGCUGGAGCAUGGGAACAUCUCAGCGCUCACCCAGCUGUGGGGCUCCGGUCAGAUCACAAACUUUGAGUACCUCACCCAUCUCAACAAGCACGCGGGCCGCUCGUUCAACGACCUCAUGCAGUACCCGGUGUUCCCCUUCAUCCUGAGCGACUACACCAGCGAGACCGUCGACCUGCAGGAAACUAACAUCUACAGGAAUUUAAAUAAACCCAUUGCAGUUCAGUCCAAAGAAAAAGAGGACCGCUACGUUGAUAAUUACAGGUACCUGGAGGAAGAGUACAAAAAGGGCAUUCGUGAGGAUGACCCCAUGCCUCCCGUCCAGCCUUACCACUACGGCUCACACUACUCCAACAGCGGCACAGUUCUGCACUUCCUAGUCCGAAUGCCCCCCUUCACCAAGAUGUUUCUCGCCUACCAGGAUCAGAGCUUUGAUAUCCCGGACCGGACGUUUCACUCCAUGAACACAACGUGGCGUCUGUCCUCCUAUGAGUCCAUGACUGAUGUGAAGGAGCUCAUCCCAGAGUUUUUUUACCUCCCAGAAUUCCUGGUCAACAGGGAAGGUUUUGAUUUUGGGGUUCGUCAGAAUGGUGACAGGGUGAAUAACGUGAAUUUACCUCCAUGGGCUCGCAACGACCCACGUCUGUUUAUCCUGAUCCACCGACAAGCCCUGGAGUCUGAGCACGUCUCCCAAACACUGUGUCAGUGGAUCGACCUGGUGUUCGGGCUCAAGCAGAAAGGCAAAGCAGCCGUCCAGGCCAUCAAUGUCUUCCACCCAGCUACUUAUUUUGGCAUGGACGUGUCCGCCGUAGAAGACCCGGUCCAGCGACGGGCCCUGGAGACAAUGAUUAAAACAUAUGGCCAGACACCCAGGCAGCUCUUCAACUCCACUCACAUCAGCAGGACCACCCCUAAGCUGAUGAUGGAGGGGGAGCUCCCAGCAGCCAUGGGGCUCCUAGUACAGUUCGCUUUCAGAGAAACACGGGAACAUGCCAAGGAAGUCAUCUGCCCGAGCCCGCUGCCCUGGAUCAAAGGUCUAAAGUGGGGUGAGUAUGUGGGCUCACCCUCUGCUCCAGACCCGGUGGUAUGUUUCAGUCAGCCACACGGAGAGAGGUUCGGAUCCCUGCUGGCCCUACCGACUCGAGCCAUCUGCGGUCUGUCCCGCAACUUCUGCCUCAUGAUGAUCUACAGCAAGGAGCAGGGUGUGCGGAGCAUGCACAGCACAGACAUCCAGUGGUCAGCUAUCUUGAGCUGGGGCUAUGCUGACAACAUACUAAGGCUGAAGAGCAAGCAGAGUGAACCGCCCAUCAACUUCAUUCAGUGUUCCCAGCUUCACCAGGUGACCAGCUGCGCCUGGGUGCCCGAUGGCUGCCAGCUGUUUACGGGUAGCAAGUGUGGAGUCAUCACCGCCUACAGCAACCGAUUCACCAGCACCACACCAUCAGAGAUGGAGGUGGAGUCUCAGGUCCACCUAUAUGGGCACACAGGGGAAGUCACCAACCUGUUUGUCUGCAAACCCUACAGCAUCCUCAUUAGUGUCAGCAGCGACGGCACCUGCAUCCUCUGGGACCUCAACAGACUUUGUUAUGUGCAAAGCCUCUCGGGUCACAAAAGCCCAGUGACGGCCGUCUCUGCAAGCGAGACCACGGGUGACAUCGCUACCGUCUGUAAUUCUGAGGGCGGAGGUAGCGACCUCCGCUUGUGGACGGUGAACGGAGACCUGAUUGGUCACGUCCACUGCAGGGAGUCCAUUUGCUCCGUGGCUUUCUCCAACCAGCCAGAGGGCGUGUCUGUCAACGUCAUCGCUGGUGGUCUAGAGAAUGGUGUUGUCAGGUUGUGGAGCACGUGGGAUUUGAAACCAGUCAGAGAGAUCACCUUCCCGAAGUCGAGUAAACCUAUCAUCAGCCUGACGUACUCGUGCGACGGCCACCACCUUUACACGGCCAACAGUGAGGGCACGGUGAUGGCGUGGUGUCGACGGGACCAGCAGCGCAUGAAGCUGCCCAUGUUCUACUCCUUCCUGAGCAGCUAUGCAGCCGGCUGACCGUGCAUCUGAUGUUUACUGCUGUCCAUUUCUCAGCAAGAGGACCUCUCCUCCACUCCCCAUCCCCAUCCUUCUCCUCUUCCUCCCCGUGAUCCUGUCUCCACUGACGGGGAGGAAAGGGCAUCUCCGCAUGGCCUCCACCUCUCUGAACCCGUCCUGACUUUUAAUAACGCCACCCCCCAGCUGAGCAAACUGUACCACACCCAGCAUUAAGGAAGGAAGAUUAAAAGAGUGUUAUGUGUAGAUAGAUAUAUAUAUUUAUAGGGUGAAAUAUCGGAGAAGUGGAUGAAUGUUUUGGCUGCAACAGACACUUUUUCUUUCUAGGCGUGUGUUUAACAUUAGUCUUAAACGCUUUGAUUCAUUCUGUUCUGUGUUUUUUUGCUGAAUAUGUUGUAACUGUUCCCUGGUAAGCUGCUAUUGUCUGGGCAAAGCCGGAGCCAAAAAGUGUGAAAAAGACCCCUGUCUGUCACCUCGGCAGUGCUCGGGGCUCCCACAGCGCCGCAGCUGACAGAUUCCUGCCAGAGCUCAGCGAGUGGAGCGUGUCGUGCUGACGCUGUGGUUCCUCUCUUUGUGCCUGUCACUGGGAGGCGUCCCGCUCUGUGUGGGGGGGCUGUCGGCCCUGCUCUAGUGUGAACACCGGUGUCACGGCCCUGCCUUGCUCUCUGUCCCAGCUCUGAGGAGGAACUGCAGGGGAGAUGAGAUGGGAUGAAUUGCACCUUGUGUUGCCUGUUGUUCUGUCCUACUUCUGCAUGCCAGGAUGAUGCUGACCUUAACUUUGUGAAUGUGGAUAUGACAUUUACAGUCAUGAGCUCGUCGCCCAACGCCACCUGGGCUGAAAAUGUUUUCUUGCAUUUAGUAAGGCUUAUAUUUAUGUAUUUAUUUAAAACUGUGGCUCAUGUGUCCCUACUCUUCAUGUUUCAUUUGUUUUAUCUGGAUUUGUCUCCUGAAAAAAAAACCCCAAAAAAUAUUUUCAGUCCUUUUAAAGAGUGCUCUGAAUCUCAGAGAUACAGCAUUAAACGCCUAGGGCUGGAGAAGAAGCAUUAAAGGACACAUAGUUAAAGCUAGGCCUGCGCCGGCAUGAGAUUGUCAUGGUAUGACGACCAAAAUAAAACAAAAUUAAAUAACACCAUUUAUUUGAAUUUUUCUUAAAACCGAAAAGCAACAAUUAUUUCUACUGCUGCUAAAAGUAUUAUGUUAAACGUUAGAGUUGACCAGACAUUAGAAUCAGCCAGUUUUCACUCGAUUGCUUCUAAUAUAAAAUAGAUAACUAAAUACUCGAUGCUUAAAUCCAGUAAUUGUGUAAUUCCUUUGUUUUCUGUUGGCUAGAAAAGUAUUACCUCUAACAAAAACCAUUCGUUUUCUUUUUUUUUUUAUAUGUUCUUAAAGUCUGAAUUUAUACAAUUUUUAAUGAGCUGCUGAGAUCCUAAAGAAAACAGGAAAUUCUCAGCCAGAAAAAGCCUGAUAAGUGCAUCUCUAAUUAUUGAGACACUAAAAAGCUGAUGUUUCCUGGUUAGUCAGGCUACCAGCUCAUGUAUAAUCUGCAGUCAGCCGCUAAACAGAUCUGUUGCCGUAGUUUUAAAACAGAAUUAUACGAGUGGUGGUGGCAGUGCUCUGGUAGUUUCCACAUCAUGACAGUCCGUGUUUUCUGUGACCAGAAAUAUUUGCAAACAACUGAAUUUCUUUCUCGUACUACACGUUUCUCUCGUUUGCAUCAUCUUUUCAGUCAGCUGACCAGCAGUGCACAUUAACAGGCAGGGGAGGGGCUCUGUGGCACUUUGGUAGUCCGGCAGUUUCUCUGACAUCCUAUUUAUGUGACUUUAACCCGUAGCAACAGUGUGAAGAAAAGUUAUUGCAUUAAUGUUUUUAAACCGUAACCGUGGUAACUUUAAGCAUAAAGAAAAGGUUUUGGUAGGUGGGAGUUUUAGAUGAAUGAUGAUGAUGAGGCUUCUCAGACUCGUGUGCACUACAGUCAUCAGUCCAGGAAAAACAAGACCAGCCUUUUAACCCUUAAACCCACCUGAGGGUCCACACAUCUUCUCUGCACAUUCCCACCAAGCUCGCUGCACUUACAGUUUGGCCAUUAUAAAGCCAAAUAUUUGUCAGAAGCACUUUUUGUUGUUUGUUGCCAGAGUAGCAUAAUAAUCUGUGGUCUUAACAUGAGCAGGGGGCGGUGAUUCAAUGCUGCACAUAAAUACCAGGAAGCAAUAUCUCACACACAACAAAUGCCUUUUUUUUUUUUUUUUUUUUUUAAGAUCUUCUGAAAAACUACUCCUGCCUCUGUGUUGAAUGCAGCGUGAAGGAAAAAGAUCUCACAGGUUGAUUUGUCUUAGCUAAAGGGAAGUCUUCUUCAUUUAUCAUCAUUCCUUUGUCCGCUUUACCUGCCUGACUCUUAGAGAAAGUGUCUUGUUGCUGUGUUUGUUUACUGUCUCAAACACUUAUCUACAUACAGACAUACAUUUCCUUUCUGAAUCCUCUAAACAGCCACUUCUAUCUUCUUCUUUGUAACCAGGUAUAUUUUUUGUUCAGUAUGUUUCUAAUUUGUUUUGUAUCAUGAGAAAGUGAAAAACGCUGCGUGUGACAGAGGAAAGUUUUAUUUUUCUGUUAAUAACUUAAGCUAUGCAUAAUUUAAGAUCAUUGUCUUAGUUUGUGUCGUGUUUUUGUUUAGACUGAAAUGAUGGGCCGAGGGUCCCCAAAGGUCAUGUUGUGUUUUUCCUUUUUUUUGUUGUACAUAUGUAUGUGUCUGAAUGAACAAACCAAGUGAUAAAUAUUAUAAAUAUAUAUAUAUAUAUAUAUAUAUUUAAAAAUAUCUGAAGAAGUAUGACCACA